Molecule: messenger RNA, 2964 nt
Organism: Phragmites australis (common reed)
Lineage: Eukaryota; Viridiplantae; Streptophyta; Magnoliopsida; Poales; Poaceae
Product: probable serine/threonine-protein kinase WNK8
Exons: 5
Coding region: 945-2801 (618 amino acids)
Biological process (GO): protein phosphorylation; intracellular signal transduction
Cellular component (GO): cytoplasm
Molecular function (GO): protein serine/threonine kinase activity; ATP binding
Source: RefSeq, a predicted model, not a curated record
CCAUCUCCUCUACAUAUUUCAACUCCGAAGCACCUGCAUCCUUCCCUCUGAAAGCAAAGCAAAUCAGACAGUCUGCACAGACAUCCAAACGGCUCUAGCUCUCGCUAUUCUGUUGCAGCCAUCUUCUGUUAUUCUGUGCCCACGCACAAAGAGGUCAAGCUCUGCCGGCCAUUUCUUCCACAAAAAUUCCUGCAGAAGAGUCCACAGAUGAUGCUUUCCAUGCAUAGAUUUUUCAAGUUCAGAUCGGUAGCUGCCUUCCUCCUCUCCUUUUAAGUGCAAUAGAAUGAACUAUCAAGAUCUGAUCAGCACAACCUGAGAGAAACAAGGGUGAUAUGAUAGGUACAUAGUCCGCACUAGAGCUCUCUAUCUUCAUUUCUUUUUCAGGUGACAGCAAGGGUGAUAUGAUCGGUACAUACAUAUAUUCUCUCCUCCAGUAAUUAUCGAUCCGUCGUUUAUUCCUUCAUUUCUUCCUCUCUGCGUAUAUCAAGCGUGCCGUCUUGUCACAGUUCACAGUCAAAAGCUAGGGACAUUCUGGCAUAUAUAGCAUAAUUGGUGCGCAAUUAACGUGAUCCAUCGUCACCGAUGGAUAAGAAUAGAAUUCCACUUUAAUUUGCACCUCAUCUCCUCUCCUCUGCAGGCAUCCUGUUCUAGCUAUCACUCAACGGAUCAAAUCUAUGAGUGCACGGCCCUGCUGCUUCGACGCUGCGCGCCACACGGGGGCUGCCUCCGCCUCCGCCUCCUGGGCGUCCAUGUCCAUGGCGCCGUGGAUCGUCGUCGACUGCUCCAGGCUCAGCUGGCUCCUCUUCCGCGUCUUCACCUUCGACAACCACGACGGCGGCAAGCCAACGAUGGCAUCGAUCUCCUGAUUAUUUUGCUUCCAUAUAGCUAGUCUCUUUCUUCUGUUUGGUGCAACCAAGUAAAGCCCCGCCCGCGCGCUCUCGAGCAUGUGGUGCAGCAGCCGGCGGCCGGAGAUCAGGCCGGCGGUGAUGGGGGACAGCAGCAACGGAUACGUCGAGACCGACCCCACCGGUCGCUAUGGCCGGUUCGACGAGCUGCUGGGCAAAGGAGCAAUGAAGUCGGUGUACCGGGGUUUCGACGAGGAGCGCGGCGUGGAGGUUGCAUGGAACCAAGCGAGCCUCCGCGACGUGCUGCGGACGCCGGACGCGGUGCAGCGCAUCUACUCGGAGGUGCAGCUGCUGAGCACGCUCCGCCACGACGCCAUCAUCGUCUUCCACGCCUCCUGGGUGGACGUCCCCCGCCGCACCUUCAACUUCAUCACCGAGCUCUUCUCCUCCGGCACCCUCCGCUCGUACCGCCUCCGGUACCCGCGCGUGAGCCUCCGCGCCGUCCGCUCGUGGGCGCGCCAGAUCCUGCGGGGGCUCGCCUACCUCCACGCCCACGACCCGCCCGUCAUCCACCGCGACCUCAAGUGCGACAACCUCUUCGUCAACGGCCACCAGGGACAGGUCAAGAUCGGCGACCUCGGCCUCGCCGCCGUCCUCCGCGAGGCGGGGCAGGCCGCGCACAGCGUCAUCGGCACGCCCGAGUUCAUGGCCCCCGAGAUGUACGACGAGGAGUACAACGAGCUCGUGGACGUCUACUCCUUCGGCAUGUGCAUGCUCGAGAUGCUCACCACCGAGUACCCCUACAGCGAGUGCUCCAACCCCGCGCAGAUCUACAAGAAGGUCACCGCCGGCAAGCUACCCGAUGCAUUUUACCGGGUGGACGACCACGAGACCCGACAGUUCAUCGGCAGGUGCCUUGUCGCCUCCUCCAAGCGGCCGUCCGCGGCGGAGCUCUUGCUGGACCCUUUCCUUGUCGACGAUCAUGCCACGUCGCCUUGUGCCACGAUGCCACUGCCAGCUGCUCCCUUCACCUGCAGUGAUAUAGCCGAACCAUCGUCGUCGUCGGAUGAUCAGGACGUGGAGGAGGCAGAGCUGCCGGCAAGGACUGACAUGACCAUCACCGGCAAGCUGAACAGCGAGGAGGACACCAUCUUCCUCAAAGUACAGAUCGCCGAUGAGACAGGGCAUGCUCGGAACAUCUACUUCCCGUUCGACAUGGUGGGCGACACGGCCACGGAGGUGGCGAAUGAGAUGGUGAAGGAGCUGGACAUCACCGACCGGGACCCCUCGGAGAUCGCGGCCAUGAUCGAGCAGGAGAUCGGCAGGCUGCUGCCCGCCGGCAGAGAGCAGCACGAGUACACGUACGCGCACGAUGACGACGACGAAAACGAGGAGCAGCCUCCUCCAUUCUACUACCUCUCCUCUUCUCCCACCUCCUCCUCGGGGGGUUUCUCUGGCCCACACGGCGGUGGCUGGUCCAAAGAUCACUGCUACUACGCUUUAAGCGACGACGAUGACAUGAGCUCCAUGCACUCCGGCAAGUACUCUGCUACGCAUUACGACACCCCAGCAGGUCAGGAAGAAGACGGACAUGUUGGGACCAAGACGAAGACCACAAGAUUCAGCCCAGCAGGAGAGAUCAGCAGCAGCAGAAGCCCAAGGAGAGCAGAUACGCUGGCGCAGCAGCUGCAGCGGCAGUGCAGCGUGUCGCCGCACGAGGGCCGGCCGCGGCGGCGCGGCGAUGAGCGUCGCGGGAGGAUGACUCGGAACCGGUCGAUGGUGGACAUGCGGAGCCAGCUGCUGCACCGGACGCUGGUGGAGGAGCUCAACCGUCGGCUCUUCUUCAACACCGUCGGCGCAGUCGAGAACAUCGGAUUCCGCCACUGCUCGCCGUCGUCAACGCGUGAACGCGGCAGGAGAUGCAAAGACGAUAAGCAGCAGUACUACAUGCUUUGAGCAAUCCGAAUUCUCUUGUAAUAUAUAGGAGUAACAUCUAUGCAUGCUUGGCACAGAUUGAAGAAGGUUCUUCUUCCCUUCUGCCAUGUUUUAGCAAUGAGUUUUCUUGUAAAAAAUCUCAGACUAUUUUUCUCAUCGUUAGUUGAAUAAUUGAAUUUGCAUC